Trichobilharzia szidati is the source of this 979-nucleotide messenger RNA. Lineage: Eukaryota; Metazoa; Platyhelminthes; Trematoda; Strigeidida; Schistosomatidae. The record is from the annotation of a GenBank genome assembly.
UGGCUUUAGGACGAAAAAAUGCGGUGAGCUUAUUUGUAUUUCCCUGUUAUUUGAGAAUUAAAUCAAUUCAGUCAAUGAGAAUCGUAGAAAAAUUUAGAUCGUAGCGUCCCACGUAAUGACAAAUGGAAGAGAUCCAAAUAAUACAUAAUAUGUCACUCGAACGACGCUGUAAAGGUUAUAUUUUCUUUGUAUUAGGCGAGAGAUUCAUGGUGUAAGUGUUUUUCUUAUGCUUAGUUUUCAUAAGCAUAUAAAAUAGUGUUAACACUAAUCUUACAGUCCUAAAUUACGACCGCGUGGCACAUCUGCAGGAAAGUUGCAGUCACAUUAUAGUGAAUGGUUCUUAAACUGUUCCUCUACACACUGAAUGUGAGUGAUUAAGUAUGAGCCUAAAGAAACUGCUAUCACUGACAACUGGUAGAACUGUGACCUACUUGGGUUCUCAUCUUGGGACGGAUCAGUAGGAGUAGACAUAUCAAUGCUGGAAUCGUUUAAAAGAUACAAAUCUUCAUUAUAAAGUGUCUUACAAAUAGGUAAACGGUGGUUUAGCUGCCACAAAUGCUGUCGAUAUGGAAGACUCGUCUCCCACCUGAAGUUAACAGGAUACUGUUAGUAAAAAACUUGCCGUAUAACAUAUCAGCAGAAGAAAUGUAUGAUAUUUUUGGGAAGUAUGGUGCUAUCCGUCAAAUUCGUAUUGGUAACACUCCUGAAACUAAGGGCACUGCUCUGGUUAUUUACGAAGAUAUCUUCGACGCUAAAAAUGCCUGUGAUCAUCUCAGUGGUUUCAAUGUGUGCAAUCGAUAUCUUGUAGUUUUAUAUUACCAGAGGAAUAAGCAAUUUAAGAAAACUGAUGUUGAUAAGAAGAAGGAAGAAUUAGACCGUUUGAAGGCAAAGUAUGGUUUAAAUACUCCAAAGGUGAAGUAAUAAUGCUGUCAUUUGUGAACAACUGUCCGAUGAAUUAUCUUCAUCUGAAUUCUUCGAA